ACAAGUAAUGUAUUAGCCUUCAGGCGUAGCGACAUUCUUAUGGUCAAACGGAGGAUUCCAGGCAGUAGGAGGCUCUGCCAUCGCAAUAUGACCAAAAUAUUUGCCCAGUUUAGCUAUAGACGUCUUACAGACCAAAUGCAUUGUGGAAAAGGUGGUUCCUGUUAAAACUUCGUCAUAAUAGCACCUCUUCAUCGCUUCAUCGUUCUGAUUAAUUUUGACAGAAUUUGAGAAGACUGGGAAGUGUGCGGACUAUGUCGGCAGUCAGGUGGAAUGUGGUACUUUGGUUUUGCGUAUACUGUGGCGGCACCUUUGCGCAACCAAUCUCCGGAGAAGUGGAGCUCUUCAACUCAGUCAAACAGGCCAGUCUGAAAUGGACAUCUUAUCCAAAACUCAAAGCAUGGAGUGAGAAAUCACUGAAGAUAGGUUCAGAGACCCAAGUCCCAGUCUAUCAAGCCUGCGCUGUCAACAACAAACGCAGAUCACUAUUGACUCAUUGGAUUGCACGGAAGGAUGCCCUGCACCUGCUAUUGGACCUACAAUUCGCUCAGGAAGAGGAGUCAUCCUCCAAUCAGCUGAGUCCACUCCAGGUCCACCUUCUGGAAUCAGACUCUCCACUGUCCAAAUUUAGUGAAUCCCAGAAUCCCCUCCAUCUCCAAGCAUUGCAGACUUUCAGCGCCACAACAGAAGUGCAUCAGAUCAAGGAGUACCUUAACAACAGCCUGGGAUUAGUGUUAAACACGGAGCCUCUCUCACACGACGGCUUCCAUCUUGGAUUCACCUACUCAGGCCGGUGCAUCUUUCUAGUCUCUGUGAGGCUGUACUACAGAAGAUGCCCUUGGUUGGUCAGCCACCUGGUUGGCUUUGAGGGAGCGUCUGCAGGAGCGGGGCCAUUGACAGGGUCCUGUGUGGAGGGGGCCGUGGGGGUGGAGGGGCAGGUGGACCCCCCUCAGAGGGAGUGCCAGGCGAACGGGGCGUGGGGUCCACUGCAAGGGGGGUGCACUUGCGCUCCCGGUCACCAAGAAAAGGGGGACUCUUGUGAAGCCUGUAGAACUGGAUACUACAAGGCAGCCAAUGAGAGUGGGGGUUGUCGCUCCUGUCCACCCAAUAGCAAGACGGACGGGGAGGGUGCAGAAGGGUGUGACUGUGGUCAGGGGUACUUCCGCCUCCCGGGUGACCCGUAUGUCAUGGGAUGCACACGUAAGACACUCCGACCGAGUUCCUCAAACCACUUUAUUUUUGUCAUUUUUAUCAAACAAGAUCUAAUUAAUUUGCAUAUACACUGUAUGUUUAUUUAUGGAUGAGUUGUGUAGAAUGUAGUAAAUAGUUCAACAACUUGAUUGAAUUGAAUAAGGAUGUGCCAUAUUGGAGGAGUCCGAGAGAGUCAUUCAUGAAUCUUAUUGACACAAUGGGGAAAAUGUUUGUAGAUGACAACCA
Molecule: messenger RNA, 1434 nt
Organism: Coregonus clupeaformis (lake whitefish)
Lineage: Eukaryota; Metazoa; Chordata; Actinopteri; Salmoniformes; Salmonidae
Product: ephrin type-A receptor 3-like
Exons: 4
Coding region: 252-1301 (349 amino acids)
Biological process (GO): axon guidance
Cellular component (GO): neuron projection
Molecular function (GO): protein binding; transmembrane-ephrin receptor activity
Source: RefSeq, a predicted model, not a curated record